This is a messenger RNA of Seminavis robusta, 1978 nucleotides long. The record is from the annotation of a GenBank genome assembly. NCBI's taxonomy places the organism in Eukaryota, Bacillariophyta, Bacillariophyceae, Naviculales, Naviculaceae.
GUCAAGCAUGUGCCAACGUCAGAUAGUGAGAGGACCCGGAGAUUUUCUUGGAACGUGUCAGGUAGUUUUGGUUCAACGGCUCGGUGGCGACAACAUGGUGUCAACAAAACUUCGACGAUUGAGAAAGUGAGUGAGAAUGGUAUCCUUGAUCGAGCUGAGUUGAGCACAAAUAAAUCCACUCAACUCUGCUCUGCUCUUUGUUUGUUUUUCUUUGUGGCCAUUUUGGAUUGAGAAAGCAUGAGUUCCUCUACUACUACUACUACAACUACAACUACUACAACUACCGGUACAGAACUGUGGCGCCACUUGCCUCUGCUACUGCAAAAAAGUUUGAUUUUCUGCACUACUAGUACAGGCGGAAGUGGCAAAUCGAGUGUGAUUUAUCGGCUCCAACAAGAGCAUUCGACAUUGAAAUCGUUGCGAUUGGUGGGUGUAGAAGACACGGUUUGCAUUCAAGCACUGAGCGAUGCCUUAAGACAAAAUACGACGCUCGAACAAGUCUCGAUUUGUGGGUCGUUUCUACAGACACUCACGCUGAGUACUGUGGAUAGCAGUUCGAGUGGUCCCAUCAUGAUGUUGUUUGACGCCGUCGGCAGUUUGCCUCAUUUGACGCAAUUGACAUUACAGGGAAGUGAAGAUGCCGAAGCCUUUUCCGUGGCCGCAUUGACACGGUUGUUACAAGUCCAAACCAAUUUGGAGACUUUGUCGUGUCAGUACAUUGACUUGGUGGCAUCGACAUCACAAUCACAAGACCAAGACCAAUUGACACUGUUCACAAAAGCACUCGAACAAUCCACACGCCUCCAAAAAGUCCAAAUGACCAGUUUACGACUCGUACUGGCCAACAAUAACACACCCCACACGACACUGGAUCCUAUCAUCCAGGGGCUAGGACAUUGUCAACACGUCGAAUUGGCCAUGCGACAUCGAUCCACCAUUUCCAAACAAGCACUCGAGGCCAUGCUGUUGACAACAACCUCCAACUCCAAUUUACAGUCACUGGUUCUAGGCCGACGCAUUUCCUUGACGACGCAAGAAUUGGACACGAUUCUACGCUGUCAACAGGAGCUACAAGAAAUACAAUUGGAUCAUGUGCAAUCGAACGACAGUAACAAUAAUAAUGACUGGGCCACCACCAUGGCCGCCGUCCUGCACCAAUCAUCCUUGAAACGAAUCGAUGUCACGUUUGCUACUCCUUGUUGGACGACCACAACGACACAAACCAACUCGGCGUCACCACCAUUGCGUUUGACGGAAGCACUCAAGCACAAUACUUGUCUCCAAAAAUUGUGUUUACGAGGCGUCAUUCCCGACGACCAAACUCACCAUUAUGUUCCUUUUUUGCAAGUCUUGGAACACGACAAUACCACAUUGGAAGAAUUGGUUCUUACGCAUCCGGAAUGCAACCACCACAACAAUAAUGACAACCGCCAACGCAAAUUGCAAUUCUUUCUCCAACUCAAUCGACAACCCCUAUUGAAUCAACAAGGAUUCCGGACUCUGUUACGAUCACUCGACGAAGCCAUUCCACCACAUCUCGUGCUGCCGUGUCUGCAGGCGGCGCAAGCAGUGGACGAGGCACUCCAUCCGCCAGAUGUUGAUGAUGACGACGACGAUGAUGAUGAUCUCGAGGAAGAUUUUUACGGAUACAUUUACCAUUCGCCGUCUUGGCAAACACAACACAAAAAGAAAAAACGGGGCACGGUGAGUGCCUUGUAUUAUCUACUCCGGCAACAACCCUCACUCAUUCAUCUGGCAUGUCAGCAGCAACAAUCUCGACGACAAAAGCAACAACAACAACCAUCUGUUCAAGGAGCCAGUCCACAGCUACUAUUGUUGGACGAUGAUAUUGUGGCACUUUGGUGAAAGAGAGGGCGACGGUUCUAGUAGUGUCAUUUUAGAAUAUCAAUAUACAUUAGCUAGCUAGCAAUUGCUAAGAAUACUAAAACAACAACGAUCCAUAAUGCAUAAUAAACGA